AUGCUGCAGCAGCUCCUGAUCACUCUCCCCACCAAGACCAACACCUGGGUGAAGUUGCACCAUCCCAAGAAGACCAAAGAAGGGGCGGCCCUGUGGGAGGAUGUGACUAAAAUAUUUGAAGGAGAAGCUUUGCUAUCUGAGGAUGCAGAUGAGACCCAGGGAGAAAGUUUAGAGAAUAAAGUGACCCCUAGGCCCCCAACGGCAGGAUACCAGGAACUGUUAACCUUCAAGGACAUAUCUGUGGACUUCACCCAGGAGGAGUGGGGGCAGCUAGCCCCCGCUCACCGGAAUCUGUACCGAGAGGUGAUGCUGGAGAACUAUGGGAACCUGGUCUCAGUGGGAUAUCAACUCUCCAAACCUGGUGUGAUUUCCCAGUUAGAGAACGGAGAAGAACCAUGGCUGACAGAAAGAGAAAUUUCAGGAGGUCCAAGUUCAGAUUUAGAGAACAAAAUAGAAACCAAAGAAUCAACUUUAAAGAAUGGUAUUUCUUGGAAAGUAUUACACUGUGGCCUGAUGAUGGAGAGGUCCACAAAAGGAAGCAAUUUGUACUCCACAUUGGGAAAAGUCUCCAAAUGUGAUAAGUUAGAAAGUCACCAGGGAAACCAAGGAAUAGGGGAGGUGCAAGUCCUCUUGAUGUGCAAGAAAGCCCUCACUCAGGAGAGAGGCCAAGAAUCUAACAGAUUUGAGAAAAGUAUUCAUGUGAGCUCAAAAGUUAUUCCAGGACCGGUAGGUGCUCCAAGAAAAAGAGUUCAUAAAUGUGAUACUUCUGGGAAGAGAAGCAGAUACAAUUUAGAUUCAAUCGAUCAUACGAGAAGUUAUGCAAAAAUGAAAACUUUUGAAUGUAAUAUUUGUGAAAAAAUUUUUAAACAGCUAAUUCAUCUGACUGAACACAUGAGAAUUCAUACUGGUGAGAAGCCUUUCCGAUGUAAGGAAUGUGGAAAAGCCUUUAGCCAAAGUUCAUCUCUUAUUCCACAUCAGAGAAUCCAUACUGGUGAGAAACCCUAUGAAUGUAAGGAAUGUGGCAAAACCUUCAGGCAUCCUUCGUCUCUUACUCAACAUGUUAGAAUUCAUACUGGGGAGAAGCCCUAUGAAUGUGGUGUAUGUGAGAAAGCCUUUAGCCAGAGCAUUGGACUGAUCCAGCAUCUGAGAACUCAUGUUAGAGAGAAACCUUUUACAUGCAAAGAUUGUGGAAAAGCAUUUUUCCAGAUGAGACAUCUUAGGCAACAUGAGAUAAUUCAUAGUGGUGUGAAACCCUAUAUUUGUAACGUAUGCAGUAAAACCUUCAGCCAUAGCACAUACCUAACUCAACACCUAAGAACUCAUACUGGAGAAAGACCAUAUAAAUGCAAGGAAUGUGGGAAAGCUUUUAGCCAGAGAAUACAUCUUUCUAUCCAUCAGAGAGUCCAUACUGGAGUGAAACCUUAUGAAUGCAGUCAUUGUGGGAAAGCCUUUAGGCAUGAUUCAUCCUUUGCUAAACAUCAGAGAAUUCAUACUGGAGAAAAACCUUACGAUUGUAAUGAAUGUGGAAAAGCCUUCAGCUGUAGUUCAUCACUUAUUAGACACUGCAAAACACAUUUAAGAAAUACCUUCAGCAAUGAUAUUUGAUACAUAUUCAACAUCAAAAGAAUUUACUUUGAAGCAAAAACCCUCUAAAUCAGUGGUUC
Messenger RNA from Orycteropus afer afer, 1664 nucleotides. It is a transcript of the gene ZFP69B, whose product is annotated as ZFP69 zinc finger protein B. Gene Ontology annotation, biological process: negative regulation of transcription by RNA polymerase II; regulation of immune system process; regulation of cytokine production. NCBI's taxonomy places the organism in Eukaryota, Metazoa, Chordata, Mammalia, Tubulidentata, Orycteropodidae. The record is from RefSeq and is a predicted model, not a curated record.